AUGGCUUUCAAAAAUGGGCUCAGCGAACGCCUCGACGAGCUUCGAUUCCCCUCUCCUCGAUCUCCUCCGUCGGAGUCCGCCUUUCCUGGUUAUAGUGCACUCUCGCCAGGCCGUUCGAACUAUGUGCCGGGGUUCUCACGUCCCUCGGGGGACGUUCGCGCCAACCUUCAACGCCGCUUCACAACGGACUCGAGCAAGAUCUCGUCAUUGAAUUAUUUGAGCCAGGGGGCUGCCCAGAUUCCGGAUCCUCUGGAUCUGCUCUCUUCGUUCGAGAAAAAGCGCCAGCAUAUCGAGUACAUGCGCGAGCAGAAACGCAGAUUUGAGGAGGACAUGAAACUCCUCGAUAUGCAACACGAGAAAGAAAAAAUUGAAAUGGACCAGCUUGCCCGCGACCUUGCCAAGGCUGGCUUGUCUGGCCCGGGCUCACUUGGCCCGGUCAGUGAGCCCACUACUCCGCCGGAGUAUCGUGAUGCUCCUGUAUCUAGCGCCAUGUCUCGCCCUGCCCGCUUCUCAACCUCCAGUGUGACCUCGUCGCCCGGUUUCUUCAAUGCAUUCGCCGGCUCGCAGCUUACUUCACCUCAAGCUCCUUCGCAUGCGGCUCAAGGGUCCGUGGAUCGGUUUGCAGGACACUCUCUUCCUGGAUCUCGCCGCAACUCUGAGAAGGAGGAGUAUAUCAUGGAUCCCUCCUCCACCCUUCGCCCCAGUCCUUCCGUGCAUCGGUACUCGCUGCCUGCCAACAAUUUCAAUAGCCCAUACCGCCCCAAUGUGGGAGGUGGGGUUGAUUCGUUUGCCGCAGCCAAGCACCUAUUCAACCGUGAUGACGACAAGCAUUCUCUUUUCAAUGCCGAGCACCGACUGUCUACUCCGGACAUUCAGGGUUACAUGAAGAUGACUGAGCCUGAUGACAAGUUCCCGACUCUUUCUCGUCGCGAUGGUUCCAACAUGCUUUCCGCAAACCCUGAUGCGAUUGACUUAGCCAACUCUCGCGCGCCCGGCCCUGAGAAUUACUCGUAUCACAAUCGUCACCGCUCGGCUCACUCUGGCAUGCCUCAGAAUACUUCAGGUAAUCUUCGUUUGGAUCACCUGAGCAGCCCAACUCAUGAGGAGCACGGAAGUGGGGUUCAUUCACGCCAUCUCUCUCGUCACUCACUUGAGGGUGGUUUCAUCUUCCCCAAUGAGCGUACUUCUGACGCAACAACCCCUGUGCCCUCAAGCCGCCCCACUGCUCUUCAGACGUCCUACUCCACGAAUGACCUUCCAACCGUGAAGGGCAACGGUUUUGAUGCGGCCAUUACCCCUCCCAAGAACCACACGGAGCAUCUUCAUCAGCACAACGCGAGUCUGGGACGGAUCCCCGCCGGUGCUGUCAGUAACCGACCUGCCAAGCAGGACUCACCUGAGUCCGACGGACCCAAGAGCACGAGCAACCAAGUCAACCACACCAUGCUGCAGGCAAGUGCGGCACCCUUCGGUCCUCAGAUGACAUCGGCCGCCCCCAACACCGCCGUGACUGGAUCUGUUGGCCCCAAUGGCUUGCCCUUCCCUCUCUAUGGCUAUGGCAUCCAAGGCUAUGUUGGACAGCCGACUCAGACCCCCAACCAGAUUCCCUCCUUCGGUGCUCCCAGCGCCUUUGGUGGCUACCCCAACUACGCUGGUGGAUACCGAUUGAAUGAGGCUGCUACUCGCGGUGGGAUUCCCCCUCAGCGUCGCCAGACUGAGGGAGAGGCUUCGCAGUUGACUCGGUUCACAAAUUUCCCACUCGAGCACUACAAGGGUGAGCUGUACAGUCUGUGCAAGGACCAGCAUGGCUGCCGUUAUCUGCAGCGCAAGCUGGAGGAGCGCAACCCGGAGCAUGUCCAACUGAUUUUCAGUGAGACCUACAUGCACGUGAUCGAACUGAUGACUGACCCCUUUGGCAACUACCUGUGCCAGAAGCUUCUUGAGUUUUCCAAUGAUGAGCAGCGCACCGCACUUAUCGACAACGCCGCCCCUCAGCUGGUCAAGAUUGCCCUUAACCAGCAUGGAACCCGUGCUCUGCAGAAGAUGAUCGAGUUCAUCUCGACUUCUGAACAAACCCAGACCGUGAUUAACGCUCUGAAACAGCACGUUGUUGAUCUUGUUCAGGAUCUGAAUGGUAAUCAUGUCAUUCAGAAGUGCCUUAACCGUCUCGGUGCGGAGGAUGCUGAGUUCAUCUACGAAGCCGUCGGCACACACUGUGUCGUUGUCGGCACUCAUCGUCAUGGAUGCUGUGUCUUGCAGCGGUGCAUCGACCAUGCCUCGGGUUCCCAGAAGGCCAAGUUGAUCGCACAGAUCACCUCCAACUCGUUUGCCUUAGUCCAGGAUCCGUUCGGCAACUACGUUGUCCAGUACAUUCUGGAUCUUGCUGAGCCUCUGUUCACCAACCCGAUGUGCCGCACCUUCGCGGGCAAUGUGGCUUCUCUUUCGAAGCAGAAGUUCAGCUCCAAUGUCAUCGAGAAGUGCCUUCGCACUGCUGACAAUUCUGCUCGACGUGAAAUGAUCGAGGAAAUACUACAGGGCAACGAGCUUGAGAAGAUGCUUCGCGACUCGUUUGCCAACUACGUUGUCCAGACGGCCAUGGAUUUCGCUGACCCGGAAACCCGUCAGCACAUUGUCGACGCCAUUCGUCCCAUCCUGCCUACCAUCAGACAGACCCCCCACGGACGUCGCAUUGCUGGUAAGAUGAUGGCAUCUGAGACCUCUGGCCGCAGCAGUGGCAACAACAGUGGACAGGUUACUCCGAACGAGCUGCCCAACAGUUCUCACGGCGCCCAAAUCCCCAAGAUGCUGCAGAAGCCCUUCAUGUACCAGGGCCCCAGUAAUGGGGCCAACAAUUUCAAUGGUGGCUACCUGCCAACACCUGCCACCAGUUCGAACACCACCCCACCCAGUGGACCAGGCGAUAGUCCUUCGGCAUACAAUCUCCAGGCACCCCAGGCCAGCAACUUCACUACGCCGAACCCGCUCUAUGCCUACUUCUAA
Penicillium cinerascens is the source of this 3000-nucleotide messenger RNA. RefSeq lists its product as uncharacterized. The transcript has 5 exons. NCBI's taxonomy places the organism in Eukaryota, Fungi, Ascomycota, Eurotiomycetes, Eurotiales, Aspergillaceae. Gene Ontology annotation, biological process: post-transcriptional regulation of gene expression. Bases 1 to 3000 code for a protein of 999 amino acids. Gene Ontology annotation, molecular function: mRNA binding. Gene Ontology annotation, cellular component: cytoplasm. The record is from RefSeq and is a predicted model, not a curated record.